UCAAAAAAUAUUUGUAAAAAUAAAUUUUAGACAUUCAAUUGCCCAAAAUAUUGAAGAAAUGGAGGAAGGAGCAAACAAACUUUCAUUCUUUCCAAAUAUUAAAGACUACAAAACUCGAAAAGAAAUUGAAAAAAUUUUGUUAGAAAUGAGACAACCUGACGAUAAAGGACGUUUGGAUGAAGAAAAUUUUAUGGAAGCAACGAGGAAUUUGUUAAAAAGUUUGGGAAGGACUCAGGUACCCUCAAAUGUUUCCAAAGUUUUGGAUGACCCAAAAAUCAAUUCAUCUUGUAAUGUCUCCAAAUAUUCAAAAUCUUCUACUUUUAAUUUAUUUUGGCUUUUUUGCUCAGCUUUAAAUAAAUUUAUUUCGAAAUAUGGCCAUAUGCCUAUAUCUGGACAACUUCCUGAUAUGACUAGUGAUUCUAAAAGAUAUGCUCUAUUGUUGGGGAUUUACAGAGAAAAAUCAUUUGAAGAUGCUCAAUUAUUUUAUAAUAUAAUUAAAGAAAUGACUGAAGAAGAAGAGGAAAAUAAUGGAGAGGAAGGAGGAGGAGAUAAUGAAGAAAAUUCCAAUGUAACAACAGAUGAAGAAGAAUUAUCUAGAAUGUCAACUUCAGAAUUUAAUGAACAACAACAAAUUGAUAAUAAUUUACUUAAAAAAAGAAUUAGUGUAUCUAUGGAAAGUAUGGAUGAUUAUGAUGAUGAUGAUAAUGAAGUUGAAGGAGGAGGAAAUGGUUCUUAUGGAGAAGACUUCUCUACAGCCCAUUCAUUAAUGGAAACUUCAAAAGAAUUUAGUGAGGAACAUUUACCUAAAAUUACAUUAGAACAAUGCAAAAAUUUUUGUAAAAAUGCUUCAAAAAUUGCUGUUCAAUAUGGGACUUCGCUUAGCUCUGAAUUUAAUGGAAAUAUUUUAAAGUCAUUACUACAAAAAAUUGAACCGCCCAAACUAGACGAACUUCCCCCAGUUGUUGACCCUUUAACUUGGUAUAUACUUUUGAGAGUUGUUGAUCGAUUUCAAGAAGUUAAUGGACGUGUUCCUAAAGAAGAAAGUGAUCUACGAGAAAUGAAAAGAAUUUUGGGGGAAUUGUUGGGAGAAACUAAGGACCCAGAAUUAAUCAAAAAACAAGAACAAUUAUUCCCUGAUCAAAUAAUUGAAGAAAUUUGUCGUUUUGUUGCUUCAGAAUUGCAUGUUAUUUCAGCUAUUAUAGGGGGUGUUGCUGCACAAGAGGCAAUAAAACUUUGUACAAAUCAAUAUAUUCCUGUAGAUAAUAGUUUAAUUUAUGAUGGAAAUUCACAAAAUGCUACAAGUUUUAAAAAUUGA
Meloidogyne enterolobii is the source of this 1315-nucleotide messenger RNA. Lineage: Eukaryota; Metazoa; Nematoda; Chromadorea; Rhabditida; Meloidogynidae. The record is from the annotation of a GenBank genome assembly.